AUGGGGCGUCCCGAUCCUCAAUAUCUGCCAGCCGACCUCAAACGCUUCAUGCUAAAUAAUGAGCAAAUGGAGAUUAUCUGCCAAGUGGCACGCAACCAUGCAGCGGAGCACCAUUUCCUGCUGUUCGAGUACUGGAUCCGAGGAGAUUCCAGCUUUGUCUCUCUAAUCGAGUUACGACGACAGCGAUACCUACAAGUGCCGACAGUCAUCAAUGAUACUUUCUACUAUCACCAGAAGGAAGCAGAGCGGUUGAGAAUCGCGACUACACGCGUUCGUCAGCACGGACGCCUUCCCCCACACGGUCCUCAGCUGUUGAAGGGAGACACCCCGCCAAGGCGGGACGCUGUGAUGAUGGCGUUGGCUGUAAGGGCGAUCGAGGUAUAUAGGGGCACUGCGGAAGCCCAGGCUAAGACGUUCGCCGCAGAAUUUCUCAGAUAUGCUCGACAACAUGAGCUGACUGGGGCUGUACAAACUCGGAAUCCUAGUAAUCAAACACGAGAUACAGCCUCAGAAACCCAGGAUCGACUCUCCGCUCUAUUGCAAAAUACAGCAAUCAUGGCCCGAGCUCGAGCUCCAUCCGGCCGGAAGAAUUUGGCCUCAACAGUGGAAGCUGGGUCUGCUGCCUCGCGACAAGACACUGCAAUGACCGCCCAAGACCAGGCUUUUGCUGGAUAUCCUACCUCAAUGAACCCAAAUCGAUCUGUAGACCUGUUUUCGAACUCAUAUGCGGCUGCCCAAGCUCAAUUCGAUACCAGCUAUCAUGCCUCAAAUGCCGAACCUCGGACGGUGGAAUCGAAAAGAAGGAAGCCAUGUGUAGCACAGCGUACAAGGCAAGAGGCUACAGCGCCAGCGCCAGCGCCAGCGCCAGCGCCAGCGCCAGCGCCAACACCAAGGAGCUUGGGACCUCUGAAUCGACGAAGAAUCUGUCAUUUCGAAAACACGCGCGAAAGACCAAGCCCCAACCCGCCAGCCGGGGUUGAGAGCGCCCUAAACGUCAACAGGUUACAGUCAAUAGCAGCAUCAUCAUCAAGAUGCUGA
This is a messenger RNA of Endocarpon pusillum Z07020, 1038 nucleotides long. RefSeq lists its product as uncharacterized. The record is from RefSeq and is a predicted model, not a curated record. The coding region runs from base 1 to 1038 and encodes 345 amino acids. The transcript is spliced from 2 exons. Lineage: Eukaryota; Fungi; Ascomycota; Eurotiomycetes; Verrucariales; Verrucariaceae.